Molecule: messenger RNA, 946 nt
Organism: Phalaenopsis equestris
Lineage: Eukaryota; Viridiplantae; Streptophyta; Magnoliopsida; Asparagales; Orchidaceae
Exons: 2
Molecular function (GO): phosphatidic acid binding
Source: RefSeq, a predicted model, not a curated record
UAAAUAUGUUGUAUUUCAUGAUAGAAUCAGAGCUUCCCUUUUUAGACAAGGACAGGCACUCGUCUCCAACCGCAGGACCCAUUUCCCCUGCUUUUCUUCCCGGCAUAACUUCAAACACCACACACCAUUAUGGAUCUCUUCUUCUGCAGCAGCCAACUAUUCCCGCUUCCUUCCAUUCUCCACCAUCGAUCCGCCUUAUCCCUUCUGCUUUUUUUGACACCGGGGUGAUUUCUGUCUCCAUCGUCACAAGUGAGAUCCAAAAUAUAUUCAAAGGCUUAAACCCUAGUCAUUCUUCCCUUCGAGAAAGCUAUCAUUCAUCCACCCACCGAGUUCACGCGAGGGCGCCGACAUGGCCGACGGGAUCUCCGACUUUAACGAGACCGAAGAUUUUGAAGAAUACAAUCCCCAUCCUUACCAAGGGGGAUAUGAUAUUGCUCUCACUUAUGGCGAUCCGCUUCCUCCACUCUCCGCCAUCUGCUACCCGUUAUCCGACUCCUCCUCGCAUCCAACUCUCCCACCGAACGGGCCGCUGGAGUAUCCUGCUUCUCCUGAUGCCAGUGAGAGAGCUAUCUCAAUAUCUGACGGGCGUGAAGACGACCGAGCCGAUCCCGCUUAUGACUCUUCUUAUGGUAAUGGCGAACGGGGCUUUACCUCUGCGGAAUGGUGGUGGAAUCAUUCUGGGUUUUCUCCCUUCGCGAUGAAUGGUUUUGGGGGUUGUAGUUAUGACGCAGAAGAGAUGAGAUAUUGGAGACCGUUGAGGCGGGCUGCCGAGUACAUCUUCGGAUAUUCGCAAGGGUUUGGUGAGAGGACAAUUGGAGUGGAUAGUUAUGGGAUUCCAAUCUACGCUUACAAACUGCGUGGGAGCGAUACUGUCAAUGUGGAGAUCCAGCCUGCGAGGACUGAGCAGUUGGAAUAUCACGAUAACUCUAAAAGAUGGUCUUCUACU